AUGCGUUCAUGGCUACUGCUGGCGGUCUUCCGCGAGGCAGUCAGCGAUGACGCAGCAGCCACUGGGGCGGCCUCAUACUGGCGGGGCGGCCGGGUGCAGGCAGCAGAGGAGCCCAACUCCCCGGCACCGAUCAUUGAAAUCGAAGAUGGUCAAUUGCAAAUAGACUAUCAAGGUGAUGCUCCUGCUCAAGAGUGUUUGGAGUACUACCUUGACAAGCUGAAGGUCGAGGAGCUGCAGAACCAGGUUCUGCACGAGAAGCUGGCGACAUCCACCCGCCAAAGAAGCGGAUCGAUUCGUCCUCGUGGAGUUCUCGUCUUCCUUCUGAUGGAGAAUGCGGAUAAGGUGUUGCACAAGGACCUCGCCCUGUCCCUGAGAUGCUUGGCGCGCUUCUUCUGGCGCUAUCCGGUUGUCAUCUUCCACACCAACAGCACGACGGCCUCUGAAUUGGACUGGAUGCGCUCCGUCAUUCCAGGUCACUUGCGCGUGGACUUUGAAGAGGUGUCUCUUGGUUUUCCUGCGUCGCUCGCUGACUUUCCGGGCGGGCCCGACGCUUUUCUACGCCCGCCGUCCUGCAUGCUUGACGGGCAGCACCAGUGGGGCCUACAGCGCAGCUGUGGCUGCCGCUGCCCAGCUUGGCGACCGCAGUGCUGGCCGCUGAACUGGAUGCAUGCCACGCACUUCUUCACCGCUGGAAUGUUCCGAACAAGGACGUUUCAAGAUGGCGGCUAUCAUUAUUUCUUGCGACUUGAUAUUGACCUUUUCUUCGUGGAGGCGCCUGUGCUAGACCCGUUCCAGCACAUGGCAGACCAUGGUUGCGUUAUGGUCUAUGAUCGGCUCUCACGCGAAGCUCCCGGCUGCUUUGAUGACUUCAACCGUCGCUGUCAGGAGUUCUUGGACAUGAUUGAAUACGGUGGCCAACCCGACGGAGACAUUCUGCAAGUAGGCUAUGGUCCUGCAGCAGCAGGUGGCCAGUGGACUAUCGGCGAUGUGCGCUUGUUUACAUCUCCAUCGUACCUUCAAUUCGCCGACUACUUUGCCAGCGGCAUCUACACUCAUCGCUGGGCGGACCAGCUGAUCCUGCUCCGAGGUGCAGCACUGUUCGGCCCACGAGCCAGUCCUUAUCUGGCUGAAGUCCCGGCAGUGUCUCUGUGUCUGGCAUCUCUCUUCCGAGCAGGUGCCAAAGGCGGCUUGGGAGGUGCUCCCCCUGGCCUUGUUCACCUGAAGGGCGGCUUCCGACAAGACUGGCUGUUGGAAACAUGUGCGGCCGAAGAUGCUUUUUCUUAG
Messenger RNA from Symbiodinium sp. CCMP2456, 1284 nucleotides. NCBI's taxonomy places the organism in Eukaryota, Dinophyceae, Suessiales, Symbiodiniaceae. The record is from the annotation of a GenBank genome assembly.